UUCGUUGAGAUUAAAAAUAAAAAUCGCCACCUGCGACUGCGAGUGUCGUGUCGAGGGUUGUUCUGUUCUGUUUCAUCUCCAUCCGUUUCGUCUUCUAAUUUCCGAGAAGAGGCACUCACAAAGACAAAGAUGGGAUUAUCGUUGAGGCAUGCAUUGGUGUUUGCGUUAAUUGGGGUGUUGUGGAGCUUGCGAGGAUCAGAGGGGAUUAGAUUCGUGAUAGACAGAGACGAAUGUUUCUCCCAUGAUGUGAAGUACGAGGGCGACACUGUUCAUGUAUCUUUCGUUGUUAUUAAGGCUGAUUCUCCUUGGCAUUACGGUGACGAAGGUGUCGAUCUCGUGGUAAAGGGACCAACUGGUGAUCAAAUUCACGAUUUUCGAGACAAGACCAGUGAGAAAUUUGAAUUUGUGGCUCAUAAAUCCGGGGUCCAUAAAUUCUGCUUCACCAACAAGUCUCCUUAUCAUGAAACCGUUGAUUUUGAUGUACAUGUUGGCCACUUCUCUUACUUUGAGCAACAUGCAAAAGAUGAGCAUUUCACACCUUUGCUGGAGCAGAUAGGGAAAUUGGAGGAAGCUCUUUACAACAUUCAGUUUGAACAGCAUUGGUUAGAGGCUCAGACUGACCGCCAAGCAAUAGUGAAUGAAGCAAUGAGCCGAAGAGCAGUGCACAAGGCAAUCUUUGAAUCAGCAGCACUUAUUGGGGCUAGUGCACUACAAGUCUACCUUCUGCAGCGUUUGUUUGAACGAAAGUUGGGAACCUCCAGAGUUUAGAGCUAUACAAAAUGUUUGAGAACAUGUAACAAUACAAAUGAGAAUGCUAUUUUAUACUUUUUUUUUCCCGCUAUUAUCAAAUGGAUAUUUAUAUGACUAGUUGUUCGCCCUACUCAGAACACUUGUUAAAAGAUGUUAUUUAUUAUUAUUUAAUUAAAGUUGAUUUU
Messenger RNA from Abrus precatorius (Indian licorice), 935 nucleotides. RefSeq names its product transmembrane emp24 domain-containing protein p24beta2-like. The transcript is spliced from 5 exons. NCBI's taxonomy places the organism in Eukaryota, Viridiplantae, Streptophyta, Magnoliopsida, Fabales, Fabaceae. Gene Ontology annotation, biological process: intracellular protein transport; endoplasmic reticulum to Golgi vesicle-mediated transport; Golgi organization. The record is from RefSeq and is a predicted model, not a curated record. The coding region runs from base 130 to 768 and encodes 212 amino acids. Gene Ontology annotation, cellular component: Golgi apparatus; endoplasmic reticulum; endoplasmic reticulum-Golgi intermediate compartment.